Messenger RNA from Aspergillus terreus NIH2624, 3210 nucleotides. RefSeq lists its product as uncharacterized. Lineage: Eukaryota; Fungi; Ascomycota; Eurotiomycetes; Eurotiales; Aspergillaceae. The transcript has 3 exons. The record is from RefSeq and is a predicted model, not a curated record. The coding region runs from base 1 to 3210 and encodes 1069 amino acids.
AUGUCGCCCAUCGCCAUCGAUACAGCGCCUUUCCAGAGGGCCAGGGUCAACUUGCUGCAUCCCGAGGACCCGAAAGCAGUCAAAAGUAUUGUCCAGCUUCUUCAGUUCAACGCCGAGCACAAUCCAGACCAUGUGUUUUGUCUCCAGCUUCCUUCGAAACAAGACGACGCCAUCGGCAAUCCAAUAAGGAUCACGCAUCUGCAAUUCUAUCGCGCUGUCUCCUACUGCACCCAGCGGCUGCAGGAAGAAAUAGACGGUCUUCACGGUCCAAGAGUCAACGAGGACGGAACAGUGACCAAAUGCAGCCCCGUGGUACUUUUCAUGGAAAGCAACGUCGGACUCCUGAUUCACCUCUUGGCCUUGAUGAGUCUAGGCGUGCCCGUGGCCGUCCUCUCUGCUCGCCUCAGUCCAACGGCUGUCCAACACCUCAUGUCGAGUAUCAGGGCACAAUCGGUUAUUGCAUCGCCCCGGCUGAAAGGUACAAUUGAGGAGGCAAUCGCAUCUGAUAACAACACCCCGGCAAUUGGAGUGAGGAUGUAUACACAACGACCGUUCGAAGACGAUCUCGAGAAUAGUCGAACACUGGACCUUCCUGCUACGAACGAGGAAAGCCAUUUCAUCAGCGAGAAUGAUCGAAAUGUAUUGAUCCUCCACUCUUCGGGAACAACCGGACUCCCCAAACCGAUAUAUCAACCGCAUAGAUAUCUCCUCAACUACUCCGAGUGCCAUGAGCUGGGGCCAGACGACGCGCUCGGAACUGUACUCUCUGCUCUACCGUUAUUUCACGGAUUCGGGUUGGUCGCACCAUGUCUCGCCAUGACAGUUGGGAAGCCCUUUAUGCUGCCUCCCUCCAACACCAUACCCACCGGCUCGUUGAUCAUCGAAUUGAUCCAGUCUUUUCAGCCCACGGCGCUGAUGACGGUUCCCCACAUUCUCGAGGAAAUCACCACACUACCCCCCGAGCAAAGUAUCAGUGCUUUGCAGCCCUUGGAAUUUGUUCUUUGUGGUGGAGGGCCACUCAAGAUUUCUGUCGCCGAGGCAUUGGCCGCCAGCGGUGUCAAUCUACUCGCUCAUUUUGGCACGACCGAGACCGGCCCUCUAGGCGUCGUUUUUGUUCCGACCCCAGACUACGACUGGCACUACUGGAAGCUUCGUCAAGACAUCAACUACCGGCUCGAUGAGGUGGACGCCAACUCCGCCGAUGGAAAUCAGUACAAACUCACUGUUCAUCCAUUUGGCUGGGACUCAGCUUUCGAGAUCCAGGACAUCCUCCUCAGUCGCGGUGCAGAGUAUAAGCAUCAUCUUCGCGCCGUGGGACGCAAAGAUGAUUUGAUUGUGCUCGCGAACGGAGAGAAGCUUGUUCCGCGGGUUCUGGAGACUCUCCUUAUGCAAGACGAGCGGGUCAAGUCCGCCGUAGCAUUCGGAGAAGGCAAGUUCGAAAUUGGUGUAAUCGUCGAACCUACACACAAAGUUAGCGAUGAGGAGGAUUUUAAAGCAGCUUUGUGGGCCAUCGUCUUGGAAGCUGGAGCGCAGAUGGAUUCUCAUGCGCAGGUAUCCAGCCCGUCCAGCAUUAUACUUGCGACACCCGAAAAGCCUGUUCCCAGGUCCGAUAAGGGCUCGAUUCUCAGGAGAGAGACAUACCGUGUCUAUGACGAGGAGAUAUCAAGGGUCUACGAAGUACUAGACAGAGCUUCUGAAGAGACGACCGCAUUGAAUCUCCAGUCUGAUAGCCUUGAGGAGGACUUGAAGGAUCUCAUCCAGCGCGAGAUAGGCUGGAAGAUUUCCCCUUCAGAAUGGCUUCAAGAUAGCGACCUGUUUGAACUCGGUAUGAAUUCUCUGCAGGCAAUCCGCCUGCAUCGACUUCUACUUUCUUCCUUACCUGUGGAUUCGAGAGAGCGGGUUGGGGCCGAUUUCGUCUAUAGAAGUCCAUCUGUGUCCAAGCUUGGGGCGUCUCUACGGCAUCUGGCUGCAAACGAGAACGGACAUAGGAAUGACCCCGAGACUGAGAUUGAUGAGCUGAUUUGUCUAAACUCCUUUAUUGCCCGACAGGAUGCCACAGUUCUCUUGACUGGUAGCACAGGCAAUCUCGGGUCGAAUCUGUUGGCUCAUCUCACCACCUUACCCAGAGUCAAGAAGGUUAUCUGCCUCAAUCGACGAGGCUCUGACACCUCGACGGCGCAUACCGACCUCGUUGAACGACAACUAGCCAUCGCCAAAAGCAAAGGAGUUGUGAUUGACCCGGAAUCAGCUUCGAAAAUUGAAGUCAUCCCAUGCGAUCCCAGCGCCGACUUCUUCGGGCUUCCUGCCGAGGUAUACACGCACCUAACAGCACAAACAACACACAUUCUUCACAAUGCGUGGCCAAUGGAUUUUAAACGCAACGUGGCCUCCUUCCAAUCUCAAUUUCAAUACCUUAACAAUCUCCUCCGUGUCGCCCAUGACACCCGUCUCUGUCGACCGUCCAUCAAGCCACGAUUCUUGUUUGUCUCUUCGAUCGCGGUUGUGGGACAGUAUCCACGUACCCAUGGGACCCGGCUCAUUCCUGAAGUCCCCUCUGAUAAAUCCAGCAUCAUUGAAGACUUUGGAUACGGGAAGGCCAAGUAUGUAUGCGAAGAGAUUAUGCGCGCCGCAGCAGACAGGUAUCCGGAGAUGCAGUUGGGAAUUGUACGCGUGGGACAGAUGUCGGGAUCGUCCAGGACGGGUUACUGGAACCCCAAGGAACAUUUUCCAACCCUGAUCAAGUUUGCAAGCAUGGUUGGUCAACUGCCAGCUAUUAAACAGACUCUCUCCUGGAUCGCUGUUGACAAUGCGGCUACUGUGCUGAGCGAUAUUCUGUUUGCGCCAUCGCUAAGCGGCAUAUAUCACCUGGAAAACCCAAUCCGCCAGGCAUGGCAGGAUGUCCUUGAUAUAUUUGCUUCCUCCCUUUAUAUAAACACGGUGAACGUGCCAUUUGACCAGUGGCUGCGCAAUGUACAGGCGGCAGUGCAGGAGCUAGGAACCGAGGAUGAGCGGAUGGAAUACGACUUGUUGGCCGAGUUCCUCGAGAAGGACUUCCAGCGGAUGGCGACUGGUAAAGUCAUCCUGGAUACGAGUAGAUCGAGAGCCGUAUCCGAAACCCUGAGGGAAGUGGGUGAGAUAUCGGAAGAGGUGGUGUGGAAGUACGUGAGAGAAUGGAGGAGAGCCGGAACACUGAGGGCACCACUAGAAUGA